Messenger RNA from Gadus chalcogrammus (walleye pollock), 5542 nucleotides. It is a transcript of the gene tbc1d24, whose product is annotated as TBC1 domain family, member 24. Bases 15 to 1739 code for a protein of 574 amino acids. NCBI's taxonomy places the organism in Eukaryota, Metazoa, Chordata, Actinopteri, Gadiformes, Gadidae. The record is from RefSeq and is a predicted model, not a curated record. The transcript has 6 exons.
CCGCCGCCCUCACCAUGUCUGAGGAGGACCGCGGCCCCUUCGUGGACUGGGCCCUGCUGGGCGAGACCCCCGAGGCCGGUGCGCCCGCCAAGCUGGACCUGAAGGACCUGAAGCAGCAGGCGCGGCAGGGCCAGUGGUCCCGGAGCCACACGCUGCGCUGCCAGGCCUACCGCCACCUCAUCGGGGCCGUGCCCUGCCGCGCCGUCACCUCGGACGCCGCCGUCUACCGCGACCUCAUGGCCGGCGCCGCCCAGAAGCCCGCCUCGGCCUUCCCGCUGCCCGACUUUGUGGACGACAGCCCCGUGCCGCGCUACGCCCUGCGGGCGGAGGCGGUGGCGUCGGUGCACCGCGUGCUCUCCUGCGUGGCGGGCCAGUUCCCCGACAUCUCGCACUGCCCGGCGCUGCCCGCCGUGGCGGCGCUGCUGCUGCACUUCAGCGGCGACGAGGCGGCGUGCUUCGAGCUGACGGGCCGCCUGCUGGCGUGCAACGACCCCGGCCGCCGCCUGCUGGACCAGACCUACCUGGCCUACCGCUCGUCCUGCAUGACCUUCGGCGACCUGGCCACCAAGCACUGCCCGGCGGCGCACAAGCUGGUGGUGGGCGCGGCGCGCGACGCGCCCGAGGUGUACGGCGACUGGCAGCGCUGGGUGCUGGGCGACCUGCCGUUCGGCCACGCGGCCCGCGUGCUGGACGUAUUCCUGGUGGAGGGCUACAAGGUGCUGUACCGCGUGGCGCUGGCGCUCCUCAAGCUCUACCGCAAGCACAAGGCCGGGGCGGCGGUGGCGGGGGGCGGGGCGCAGCCGGCGCCGCCGCCGCCGCAGCAGGAGGCGGCGGCGGCGGUGCGGGAGGACAUCCAGGCCUUCGUGAGGAACAUCGGCGCGGCGGCGACGCCGGAGAAGCUGCUGGAGAAGGCCUUCUCCAUCCGCCUGUUCAGCCGCAAGGAGAUCGCUCUGCUGCAGGCGGCCAACGAGAGGUCGCUGCAGCAGAAGGGCAUCACCGUCAAGCAGAAACGGCGUAACGUGCAGCUGUCCCUGAACCCCGACACCUUCUCCUCUGAGAUCUUCAGUGCCAAGGAGAUGCGCGAUGUCUGGGCGUGGAUCCCUGAACGCUUCGCCCUGUGCCAACCUCAGCUCGUCUUCACCACCGCCACGCACGGCUGCAGCCUCAACCGGUUCUACUCCCACUGCGAGGGCUAUGAACCCACCCUGCUCCUCAUCCGAACCACAGCCGGAGAGGUGUGCGGAGCGUUCCUCUCCACCGAUUGGGAGGAGCGUAAGAGAGGAGGGAACAAGCUGAGCUUCUUCGGGACGGGGGAGUGCUUCGUUUUCAGGAUGAAGCCCGAGAUGGAGCGCUAUGAGUGGGUGGUGAUCCGCCAUCCUGAGCUGGCCUCCGCGGUCAAGACGGGCGGCCAGGAGGGGUCGGGCGAGGUCGGGGGUCAGAACUCAGACGGCAGCAGCAGCCUGCAACAGCCCGAGAGGCCAGCGGGGGAGCUGUCCCCCUUCCUCGCUGCUCGCCACUUCAACCUCAACUCCCGGAACACGUCCAUGUUCAUGGCCGGGAGCUUUGACUCCAUCAUCGUAGGAGGGGGCGAGGGCAACGCGCUCUACAUCGACUCUGAGCUGAACCACGGCCGCACGGGCAGCUGCACCACUUUCGACAACCCCCCGCUGUGCUCAGAGAGCUUCCAGGUGGCUCUGCUCGAGGUCUGGGGCUUCCAGGACACCAUGGCCUCCGAAUAAACACACACGCACACGCACACACACACACACAUUUAAAUAACGGUGAGGGCUUUCCACAACAGUCAAAUACCUACUGCUCUUACGAUUAUUCAAAACAUGUAUCUUCAUUUACAAACCUACAAUACAAAUCAUGGAAGAACUUUAAUACGUGUUAUAUGUAUUCACUCACAACGCGAGACGUCCAUGGAAAAACAGUCCAAACCAUAGUAACCAAACCAACAUCCGUCCCCAUAAUACGUUUUAAAACAUUGUUUACUAUUAUUUAUUAUUGGAGUACAUUUUAAAAGAAAUUAAUGUUUUUGUAUAACCAUAUAUGUUUUAACAUUGUGUGCAUAUUGUUUCGGUGUCGUGGCACUGGCAUUUACAAGUAUUGAUGUACUUGCAUAAAACUACGUAUACAAUACUACGUAAAAGCAUGUACCAUUAUUCAGCCACUGUUGAUUUGCUGUUUCUGUGUUUCAUGUCAGGUUGUGAUAUGCACUAGCACUGAGCUCGCAUAACGUUCGAGAAGGAAAGGGUGUGCAUUCUGACUAAUGCCAUUAACAAAUGCUACCAUCCUGGAGCUAAGUGUUGUGGUCUUCUAGGGUUGGGUUUGGUGGGUGGGUCUGAUGGGAAGGGCUUGGCUGUGAGAACUCUGUUCUGUGAACGUCUACUGUCAUGGCAGAAGAUGCGAUAAACCAUGAUGGCUAGGUGGUCUGCUUUCAUUUCAUCAUGUGGUUGGUUAUCCAACUACCCAGACAACAGCUCUGUGCGGGAACACCUAGCUAGCUGAAGCUUUGUACCUGUGUUGUAAGGAGACAAACGACUCCCUCUGCAGUACCUAACCUGCGUAGGUUGAGACAAUAGGCUAAUUGUUUUCAUCACAAUAAUGUUUCCCAACAGCAGCAAUCAAGUAGAUGAACCAUCGGGGAGGAUGUGUGGUGAUGCUGGUUUCACCGUGCACAUUUAUUUCUUAAUGCACAACAGGUGUGCAGCCUGCUGAAGGCUGCUGAAACCAGCCGUCAUCCACACACUCCACAACCAUGAACAUAAGUGACAUCACAAGUGGGCGUGUUCACCCAGAGAUACCAGCCUACCCAGUGGACUGUAGUGGGCUGAUCUCUCCAUCAUCCAUCUGCGUGGACACUCUCACUUGUGGCUUUAGGGUCGCUUGAAAUGGCUUUUAAUGGCUAAUCACCAUCACACCUAGUAGUAAAGGGGCCCUUUAAUCAUCAAUCACUUUCCCAGUUAUGUGUUGGUCGUCGAUGGUGAUGCGCGAUGCAUGGGCGGUAUCACGUGUGCUUUCUGCUAAUACUGCUACUUAGUGGUUGGUUAAGCCGUUGGAAUGAGAGACCAGAGGGAACUGGUCUAGUAGUAGGGAUCAGGUGCACGCCCACGCGUGUGUCUGAACCGUCUCUCUUGGGAGAUCCUUGAAGUGGAUUUGGUGCUUUGUUUUUGUGUUCAUAUUGAAUAUCGUUGAAUAUCACUUGUCCUCCCUGCGGCAAGUGUGGGUUCCGUGCUCCCGGUUGUGAAGUGUGUGGGGCGUGUCUAGUUGUUGUGAGGGUGGUUGUGUGAAAAAUGUGUGUGAUUUGUACUGAAAGUGUAAAAUUUUGGAUUACCUCUGCAUUUCAAAUCCAAAGGGAUGGAUAUUCUCUGACUAUUGCACUGUAUAUCUCUGUCUCUAGCCAUCCCUCUGUUAUCUGCCACUCUGGGUCACCUCUCUUUCCUUCUCCCUCUAUCGGGCUCUGAGUCUCGCUAGAUUUCUGUCCCUCUUCCUCCAUCCCCUCAGCUAGUGCGAACCUAUCCGUCCAAAUGUUUUGGAGAAGACCUCAGCCAUGGUGCGGCCGUUGAACUUCACCGCCAUCCGCAAAACUCCUAAUGUAUUGUACAUGCGCUGCAGUCCUAAUACUAUCCCUCCAGUAAAUCUAAAGUCCCUGAUCCCUGCUAGUAGUGUUUGUUGUGUAGAUGUUGAGGACCUUACUCCGCCGUCUCAGCCAUGAGAUAUGGAAACACUUUCACAGUUUGGUAGAAGGAUUCUCUACCAAUAUGUCGACCUGACCUUUGAGCCUCUCUACCACCCAACUUCUUCCUCUGUGCUACAGUUAAGUCAAGGAGGUAUACAUGUUGGAUGUACUGAUAAUGAUGACAUCUAUGUGUAUAGAGUGAAUAUGUCAAUACUGAGAACCUUACCUUGUCAAUACAGAGCUGUUUCAAAAUAAAGGUGGUAUCGGAGAUUUUCCGGAGAGAUCCUUAAUUAUGGCUGAAGACCGAUUUAUGUUCAAAACAUGAUUGGGAAGAUCAAAUGUGUGUUUUUGGACAGAAAUAGGAGCAGUGGAGACAUCAGGAAGCAGAUUUUACCAUGACUAACGUGGAAGUCCAUAACCAGCUGCUGCCUGACUGGAAAAAAUGCAUUUAAAAUGACUCAAGAUUAAGGUUACAAAUAUAACCCUGCUCGCAAGCAAACCCUGUGGAAGGUCAAAAAGACAGACUAUAUGUAAAAUUCCAUGAGACUACUUUUACUAAUUUGUUUCAAGUCACAUACAUUUUAUUCCUACUUUAUUUUCCGUUUAUUUAAAUUAGAUGGUUCAAUUGUAUGUACUAACAGGUGAAAUUGUUCAGCCUAUCUGUAUAUGUAUCUUAUAUGUAUCUGUAUACACAAUUUAAAUGUCCUAACACCUUAUUUUAUUCCAACAUGUAAACCAAUUAGGAUAUUAGUCAUGUAACACUGCAUCACUAUUCUUCUUGGUCAAAACAGUCUCAAUACUACUUUGUACAUUCUCUAUUGCAAAAAGAAGAUAAUGUGUUCAGUGUUGACCAAAAGGACUUCACAGCGCAAGCACUAAAGUACAGUUCAAUGAGUACAUUGUCUCAAUUCCCAUUUCUAGAAGAGCAAAUGAAAAACCGUACAUAGUUCAAGUAAAAAUUAGGAUUUCUUUAGUGUUCAAUGUAUCUCAGUUCACAUACUUCAAAGUCUCUUGGGGAAUAGCCUUAGUAUACCAUAUAUGGGCUACGACUCAAUCCUUUGAGUGGCAUUGACUCAACUCCAAAGUUUUUCAUUCACAAUUCAUCCAUCCUCUGUCCCGCCCCAGGCAGUAAGACGACCUCUCAGUCCAUGGCUUCACCUUUACAGGGGCUCUCUCAGCACAGCCGUGUUGGUGUAGAAGAGUCGGCAAACAAUGCGUAAAGACUGUGACUAAAUAAUUGUCAUAUAGGCUCAACAUAUGGCGAGGGACUGAGACAGCUCGAGGUGGGAAGAGAAGGUUAUUUCAUAGGCCUGUACCCAGUUAGCACACAAAGCAAUUCAUCUGUAGCCAGCAGUUUUAAGUACAAUUAUUUUGAAUAUAGGCUACUCCUGUAUAAGUUCACUGAACGAAGCAAAUUCAAUUUCCAAAGAUCCUCGUCCAUAACCAUCCUUGUCACAAGUGCACAGGCCACAGCUUGGCCUCUGUCUGACGUGAUUGGUUCAAAUCAAAUCAACAAUUGCAAAGCAAGGUGCUUAACAAUUCAAUGAAAAUAGACCAAAUAAAUAUCAAUAAAAGGUUGGUUGAAGAAUAGCAAAGACUAUUUGGCGUUUUUUAGAACCAAUAUCUGUUUAUUUCGAAGUGGCAUGAAGCAAUAGAGGCAUAUCUAUAAUGGCCGUUAAACAUGUGUGAACUGGUUGUGAUAGUGGUUAUCUGCUGAUGCAUGACUUGGCAGGGCACUCUGGCCAAAUAUAUAUUUAAUCAAUGCUAUCUUUAAAGCAGUGGGGAGAAAUCCUGGCUCUUCUGCCAUCAGACAUCAAACCCUUGCGUGUGUCUCAGAUGACGAGGUGGCACCCUGCAGGU